CUUCUGAGCGACGAUAUUGACAGCAUAUUAAGACAUUUUAAGUAAAACAAAUAAAAAAGUUACCUGUAAGUAGCCUAUCCCAACGUGUCAAAUAAAUGUAAUAGCGUGCUCUUGCAUGAACAGUGCAGCUGCCUGAGCCUAUAAUAUUAUUAUUAUUACCCCCAGAUUUACAGUUUAUUCCAAGCAUUAGGAGUGGAGAUGUUGGGAAAACAUUUCCUCUGGAUUUGUCUGCUUUCGGUGUCUUUUCCGUUAUUUUUCGCUGAAGAGCUGAAGAGGGAUGGGCAUAAACAACAUGAAAAUGAUUCAGUUUGGAGCCAAGGGAAACCCAGGAGACUGUUUGCCAGGAGACAGAUUUUGCCCCAUCAGGGACAACACUACGUUGCAAAACCCAAGCCUGAGCCUGCAGCUCCUGCCCGGCGGUGUGGUCGUCUGAUGGAGAGCUGUGCCCAUCACACCCCCUGCUGUGACCCCUGCGCCUCCUGCCGCUGUCGCCUCUUCAACACCAUCUGCCACUGCUGGAGACUGGGCCUGCACUGUCCCAAGAAGAACUAGACACACACACACACAACCACAACCAUUCACCACACACACACACACACAAACUGCACUGGCCCCAAGAAGAACCAGAGACCCCCUACAGGCAAACACACAGAGUCACACACAUACUACACACUCACACAAACGCUUACACUGAGUGUACAAAACAUUAGGAACAC
Messenger RNA from Coregonus clupeaformis (lake whitefish), 716 nucleotides. RefSeq names its product agouti-signaling protein-like. Gene Ontology annotation, cellular component: extracellular region. The transcript has 3 exons. Gene Ontology annotation, biological process: positive regulation of feeding behavior; neuropeptide signaling pathway; hormone-mediated signaling pathway. The record is from RefSeq and is a predicted model, not a curated record. Lineage: Eukaryota; Metazoa; Chordata; Actinopteri; Salmoniformes; Salmonidae. Gene Ontology annotation, molecular function: type 1 melanocortin receptor binding; neuropeptide hormone activity. The coding region runs from base 199 to 552 and encodes 117 amino acids.